Marchantia polymorpha subsp. ruderalis is the source of this 1831-nucleotide messenger RNA. Lineage: Eukaryota; Viridiplantae; Streptophyta; Marchantiopsida; Marchantiales; Marchantiaceae. The record is from the annotation of a GenBank genome assembly.
AAAGGCGUACUCGCGUAGAAAUCGGUCACAGCUAUAUCGAUGCGCAAUAGCGCCAAUGUAGGCAAGCGAAGUGUCGGAAGCCGAAAUUGUCAGAACUGAGGCGCAGUCGCGAAAGCCGUGGAGGAAGUAGAUGCAAGUUGGUGUGAGUUGGGCUCGCCUCGCGCUCUGAUCAGGUUGAAGAAACAGGCAGUUGCGGAUUUCCAUCUACUAUUAGAAUUCCGUGCGGAAGAGCUCGGCUUCGACGCCAUGGACCAAUUCAAAAUGCCUUACUUCUACAAUUAUCCGCCUUACUUCACUUUGCAACCGGUCAAAGAUACGAGGGAUAAACAAGUUCAGCUCUGGAAAGAGUUGAUUCUGAAGUAUUGUAAGAAUUACAAGAUCUUCAUCAUUAAUCUCGAUGAAGAGUUUCCGCUGUUUGUGAACUCAUCAAUUGAGAGGAAAUUGAGUCAUGAAGCUCGAGAGCUUUUUUUGGGAGCUCUUGUAACCGAAGGUAAGGCUGAGUGGCUAGACAAAGGCCAUCGCAAAUGCCUAAUCCUUUGGCGUACAAUUACGGAUUGGGCCAACCUGAUUUUGCAUUUCGUCAAGGAAAAUGGUUUUGAGGACGGUGUCAUGACUCUAGACGAGAUUCGCACUGGAGAUGAAACGCGUGGGACAGAUAUUGCUGGAAUAGAUAGAACGGUUCUUAUCAAAGCCUUGCGGGUUCUCGAACAGCGCGGCAAAGCAGCUAUGUUUAAGGGAACUUCUGCCGAUGACGAAGGGGUGAAAUUUUCGGCCUAGCUCGAAUGAGUGUAAAGUAGACCCCCGGCUUCCAAGGACACGGAACACAUUGUGCUCUACAGUCUUGACGCUCAAAGCAUCAAAUCAAGUGCGUCCCAUGAAUCAGGAAAGCAUGACAUCACUCUCUUCACCUGCCGAGAUCAUCGCUGUUGAUGUCAAAGGACCUUACUUUGUGUGAUCGAUCCGGACUACACCACACCUUUCCAGGUCUGAUCUUGCAGAAAUCUCUGGCAAAUAUCAUGUUACACAUGAAACAGUUGAAAGAUUUAUUGCUGUAACCACUGCUAACAUGAAACCUAGUGAUGUUUAUAUACCUCUAUAGAAUCCUCUGAAAACAGAGGAUUCUAUAGAGAAGAGUGCUCAAAAGCUUUAUGAGGCCACCUGGUAAUCGUUGUUAAUAAAUGAGAAUCGUACCAGAUUAUACGUGUACUUUGAAAAUACGUGGAAGCCAGUAGAGCUAAGAAUCGUGUUUGUUCAGUUUGAUCAGGAAAUUGAUGAAGCAUCGAACCAUCUCUAAGUUCAGCUGCAUUCAGUAUCCUAGCUUUGGUAGUCGUUGGGAUACUAUUAAACGACCUAAAAUGUUUGGUUAGACUUGAAAUGUUUGUAUUUUCAGUGAGAUCCGCAUGUUAUCCAAAUGUUAUUCGUGGAUGUAGUCCUUGAUUUCGGAGGGAUGAGAAGAAAGUAGGUUAUGAAAGGACCCUAGGACACUCUGAAGAAACGUUUAGUGGAUACGGAGUUUACAUCGGGCCCAGUAAGUGUACUGGCCCCGAUGUAUGGGUGGAGUUUAGAAGACCUUAGUCACAGCACCUAACAGGCGUUUUUUGGGGCCAUUGCGAGGGUCAACUCUCUGCAUGUCUGAGUGGACUCAUUACAGUUGGAAAAGUUCGGAUAGGUGCUGAGGAAGAUGUUUAUUGAACAAAAAAUCUGCACGUGGUCGUUUUUCGCCGAUCAGUGGAAGGGACUACAUGUACAGUUGUGGAAGAGUACCUCCCAUAAUAAGAAAAUGUUGGUGAUUUUAGGACUGUCAUGGAGUUCUAUUGACAGUCUCUCUCGG